Messenger RNA from Daphnia carinata, 8541 nucleotides. It is a transcript of the gene l(3)80Fj, whose product is annotated as stalled ribosome sensor GCN1-like. Lineage: Eukaryota; Metazoa; Arthropoda; Branchiopoda; Diplostraca; Daphniidae. Gene Ontology annotation, biological process: regulation of translation; cellular response to amino acid starvation. The record is from RefSeq and is a predicted model, not a curated record. Gene Ontology annotation, cellular component: cytosol. The transcript is spliced from 9 exons. Bases 44 to 8023 code for a protein of 2659 amino acids. Gene Ontology annotation, molecular function: protein kinase regulator activity.
GUUAAAUAUCGAUUGUAGUUAUCAAUAGAUUGUCUGUAGCACGAUGGAUGACAAACCGUUAGCGAAAGCGUUGAAAGACUUACCGCUGAGGGUACAAUCAGCAAGCUAUGUGGAACGUAUUCAAGUAUUUAAAGCGCUUAACGAUGCUUUCUCGGACACAUCUUCUGAUGUUAGUGAAGGUGUAAUUAAAGGAGUGUGUAGAGUUUUAAUCUUCACUCUACCGAGGUACCACAAGAAUUCUUCAAGAAAAUUGGUACAAGAUUUCAUACUUACAUUACUGAAACACCACAAUGCAGCAACAGUUCAACAUCUCUCCAACACAUUGGCUGUGUAUUCUACAGCCUAUAAAAAUCUUGCAUCAUCGGACACCUUGGCAAAGGAACUGCUUGCUGCCUUUGAUUGGUCCUAUAAAGUACUGGUUCAUGGAUUCAAAGAUGCCUCAAAUUGUAAAGGUGUUUCGUUCCAGAAGUUGGUAGAAGCCCAAUCAUGUCUAUACACUAGUAUUUUGGCUUCCAGAUCCAAAAAGAUGUCCGCAAAAGCAUACCACAAAUUGGUGCAGGGGUGGAAACAAAUUCCCGGAUCAGAAGUGAAGUACUGGGAAGCCUUGUGUGAGCUUGAAACAUCUUUCCAAUCUUUGGUAUUGAGCUGCGCAGUCUUAAGUUUUGUUCAAGCCAAUAAGAAUGCCGAGCUAUUAUCGUCAAUGAGACGAUCGUUGUUAGACUCCUUCAUCAAAGUAGCAAUCACCACAAAAGUGAAGCCAGACACUUACUUCGUGGAGCAGUGUAAGCCGUUUUUGAAGCUCCUGACACACGACGAUUUCAAAGGCCUGCUCCUUCCAGCUUUGCUUAAAGCCAUGCUCAGAAGCCCGGAAAUCAUUCUUGGGUGUGUUGGUCAAGUGCUUGCCUCUGUAUCUAUUGAUCUGAGUGCUUAUGCCGCUGAUUUGGCCAAACCAAUAGCCACAUGCCUCCAUUCGAAAGAGGAUCUUACACGUGAAGAGGCAGCCUUUGCAACAGAGGCCUUGGCCAAGCAAUGCAGCGAGGCAACUGCAGUUCGCAAUCUGCUCAACCUGUUGUUUGGUGUUCUGCAAGGAUCAGAAGGAAAGUUGACUCUUUCCUCGCACAAGAUCUCCAUUCUUGAAGGUAUCGGUCACUUGAGCAAGCAUUGCGUAACUGGGAAAGGUGCCCACCAGUUGAGCUGCGAUGCCGCAGAACAUUUCGUCAAAAUUCUGGAAACAGAAGUCCACGAGGGAACCCUUAUCCGAGCCCUUUCUUCGUUGCUUUUAUGGGCUAAUCGGUUCGCUGCUGCGAUCCCAAAAACGCUCAUGGAAAUGUUUAAGAAAGGCAUGACGUUGAAAACAUCCACACCCGCAGUAAGAACAGGGUAUAUUCGAUGCAUGGCCGCCUCGUUACACGGUGAAAGCUUACCACAAGGAAUUGAAUUGAUCCCUGUCCUGUUGAAAUCCCUGGAACGAGCAGCUGCACAGCCCACACAAGCGGCUAUCGUUUCAGAGGGCUUAUCAGCCGCUACGCUGCUGUUGCGAUGCGCCAGCUUAGAUGAGAAGGCGGCAAGCCAGUGUGGUCCGUUGUGGACCAUUCUUUCAGAUACAGAUAAACUGUUAUUUGUCAACGAAAAGAUGUUGUCUUCGUACAACGAAGAGACCUGGCUCGAAGUUGUCUUGCUUUGCGAAUCGCUUUUUGUCACUCACGAACAACGGAUUGGUGAUAAAGCGGCGCCCUACUUCCGUGCAAUCAUUCUUGCACUUACCAGACCGAAUUUCUCUCUUCGCACACGGGCAGCUUCAGCGGUGAAAAAGAUUCUCCCUCCUACCGUCAAGACAACUCUUGAUCGUUCGCUGGCAUUGAUUGCUGAAUUCACCAUUUUCCUGCACACGGCCAAAGUCGUUAGUGGCAUCCGAAAUCGCGAAGAGGGCGAUACAACUGGUGUGCUGUCUGCAACUCUGAACGAAACGGACGCCAAUUCGCUGAUAUUCUGCUUGCAGACCAUCACCUCCUUGAAGGGAAGAUCUCAGGAGAAUUAUAAUAAAUUGGCUGUAGCAUGUUUCAAAGCCGCUCAUCAUCCGGCCAUUGCUUCCGUUCAGCCUCUGUGCUGGUAUUAUAUCGUCAAACACUUUGGACAGGUCCCUAAAGCCCUCGUGAGUCGAUGCUACGCCCAGUUAAAGGAGGAAUUGAUCAAGAACCACAAACCGGGAUCGUGGCCAGAGGCAUCUUUGUCUGGACUCAUGAAAUUGGCUCCCGAAGAAACCAUCAAGGACGUGCUAGACGCCAUAAGCGCCACGUUGAGUCAAGAAGAGUUGCUGAGAGUCACUCGCGACGAUUACUUCACUUUCUUAACGCCAGAAGGUGAACUCUACGACAGAAGCGUCUUGGAGAAUGCGAAAGAAGAAGCUGCUCGAAACAUCAAGCGAGAAUCGCGUGCUUAUUCGUACAAAGAGCAGAUGGAGGAGUUGCAGCUCAUCCGAGAACUGGAAGAGAAACGUAUACGAGAGGGCAAGAAGAAAGCCCCCGAAAUGUCUCCUAAACAGAAAGAGGCCAUCCGCGUCCAGUUGGAGAAAGAAAGCGCCAUUAGAAGCAAAGUGGCUGCGUUGGAUGUCGUUGUUCGACAGGUGUGCUCCAUGCUGAAGUCGGCCAUUGACAACGUGCCGGGCGUGCUGUCCAAUCAGCUGACGCAGUUGAUUCCCUGGAUGAUGCGAGCGAUGGGCUCGCCAGUGGCAGCUCCGUUACUUCAGCCACUCUGGAUCGACCUGAGGAAAUCAGUUUUCGAAGCCGACAUGGAACUUUUGGCUAAGAGCAUUGCUCACGUCUCGCUUCGUCUCGUCAAACCCAUGUGCGAUCUGGACCCGGCAUGGGAAACUGAAUCACUAGAUGACGCCUCACGACGUGUUCUCAAGCAGCUCGUUGGCGCUACUGCCACUCCGUUGAACGCCCCGACCUUCACGUACUGCUUUCCUUUUAUCCGGGGUACUUUAAAACAACUCAGCUCUAAAGAAGAAGCAUUGGCCGCACAGGGUAUCCAGUUAAUCGAACGUCACGCUGGUCUGAGAUCGGUCGGUCAGCCAGGCCAAACUUAUCCGCAGAACAACCCCCGUUUGCUUCCUCUGAAAGAGAUGAUGGAUUUGCUGAUUCAUUUGAUUGGCACGACUACCGGAAGAGAACAACAAACGGCCUAUUCUGCCCUGCUGGAAGUUGCGGCGUCUGCUAGUGGCAAAGCUGGCUGCGCUGUGGCCACCGAUGAGGAAGUUAAUUGCCUGCUUGAUAGUCUCGAGAGUAGCGUCGACUCUGUUCGCGAUGCUUGUCUCCACAGCUUGAGCGUCCUAUUGCCCGUGCUGACGCGCAAUCGUGUCAAGACGUUUACCACUCAUCUGAAUCACAGGCUGUGGGUGGCCAAGUUCGAUGUUGUUCCAGAGAUCCGCGAAAAGGGCGAACAGCUAUGGGCUGCUACACAACUUCAGCCCGUCAAAAAUAUGUUCGAGCUCGUACUCGAAGAUGUCACUCACAUGGUGGAGCCAAUCAGGGCAGCUGGAGCCGAGGCCCUCGCGUCCGCAUUGCAGCUCAACACGGCCGAAGUGGACCCUACAGCCAAACGCCUCAUCAAAUUGUAUGGCGAACGACUAGAGCUGACACCGGCCGUCAAGGAUAACUUUGGCCGCGAAUUGCAGCCACCGAUGGACGUCUGGGAACCUCGUGCCGGAAUCGGUCUAGCUCUCUACCGCUUGGUCCCGUUGAUGGACGAUACUACCGUUGUCCGUUUGGCGUCGUUCUUCGUGCCCAAAGGACUUGGCGACCGAGAAGAGAGUGUCAAGAAGACUAUGCUGAACGCCGCCGUGACGAUGGUCGAUCAGCACGGCAAGGAGACGAUCACCAAAUUGCUGCCCGUCUUUGAGAAGUUUAUGGAUGACGCGCCCAAAUCCGGAAGUUUCGACUCGGUUCGUCAGUCGGUUGUCAUUCUGAUGGGCUCUUUGGCCCGCCAUUUGGAGAAAGAAGACCCUCGUGUCAAGCCCAUCAUUUACAAGUUGGUUGACGCUUUAUCGACGCCUUCGCAGCCUGUCCAAGAAGCUGUGGCCAACUGUCUACCACCCUUGGUGCCGGCCAUCAAGGACGAAGUCGCUCCUCUGGUCCAGCGUCUUCUCCAGAAGUUGCUUUCUUCCAACAACUACGGUGACCGUAAAGGAGCUGCGUACGGUAUCGCUGGUAUCGUCAAAGGCCUGGGCAUUUUGUCGUUGAAGCAAUUGGACAUCAUGACGAGUUUGACGGAAGCUAUACAGAACAAGAAAAACAUCCGGCAUCGUGAAGGCGCCCUCUUUGCUUUCGAACAGCUCUGCUCCAUGCUGGGCCGUCUCUUCGAGCCUUAUGUCGUCCACGUUCUGCCGCAUUUGCUCCUCUGCUUUGGCGACACCAACCAAUUUGUCCGUGAAGCAGCCGACGACACGGCCAAGGCCGUCAUGAGCAAGCUGAGUGCUCACGGAGUCAAGUUGGUGUUGCCCUCUUUGCUGGCCGCUCUGGAACAGGACUCUUGGAGGACCAAAACCGGCUCGGUUGAGCUGCUCGGAGCCAUGGCUUACUGCGCUCCACGACAACUUUCGUCCUGUCUUCCAGGCAUCGUACCAAAACUGAUUGAGGUACUCGGUGACAGUCACGUUAAAGUGCAAGCAGCGGGAGCUCAAGCUCUGCAGAUCAUUGGCUCCGUCAUCCGUAACCCUGAGAUUCAGGCCAUUGUGCCCGUUCUCUUGGAAGCGCUCCAAGAUCCUGCUAAGAAGACUUCGUCUUGUUUGGCCACUUUGCUCGAAACGAAAUUCGUCCAUUUCAUCGACGCGCCGUCGUUGGCCUUGAUCAUGCCCGUUGUCCAGCGAGCUUUCCAAGAUCGAUCCACCGAGACUCGCAAAAUGGCUGCGCAAAUUAUCGGCAACAUGUAUUCGUUGACGGAUCAAAAAGAUUUGAGUCCAUACUUGUCGACCAUUAUCCCUGGAUUGAAAGCUUCGCUGUUGGAUCCCGUACCGGAUGUCCGAAGUGUUUCUGCCCGCGCAUUGGGCGCUAUGGUUCGCGGAAUGGGUGAAGCUUCGUUCGACGAUCUGCUGCCUUGGUUGAUGCAAACGCUGACGUCGGAAUCGUCGUCUGUCGACCGAUCCGGUGCCGCACAGGGUCUGUCGGAAGUUGUCGGAGGCCUCGGCGUCGACAAACUUCACAAACUGAUGCCCGAAAUUAUUGCCACGGCCGAACGCCAGGACAUUGCCCCUCACGUCAAGGACGGCUACAUAACGAUGUUCAUCUACCUGCCCGGAGUGUUCCAGAACGAAUUCACGCCUUACAUUAGCCAGAUUAUCCCGUCGAUCCUGAAGGCUCUGGCCGACGAGAACGAGUUUGUCAGAGACACGGCCCUGAGAGCCGGUCAGCGUAUUGUCAACAUGUACGCCGAUACGGCCAUCAUGCUGCUCUUGCCCGAACUGGAACUCGGCCUCUUCGACGACAACUGGCGUAUUCGCUACAGCUCGAUCCAGCUUCUGGGCGAUUUGCUCUACAAGAUUUCCGGCGUUUCCGGUAAGAUGACGACCGAGACGGCCAGCGAGGACGACAACUUUGGCACGGAGCAAUCGCACAGAGCCAUUAUGGACACGUUGGGCACGGAGAGACGCAACCGCGUCUUGGCCGGCCUUUACAUGGGUCGUUCGGACGUUGCCCUACUCGUCCGGCAGGCUGCUCUUCACGUCUGGAAGGUCGUUGUCACCAACACGCCCAGAACGCUGCGCGAAAUCCUGUCCACCCUGUUCAAUUUAUUGUUGGGAUGCUUGGCCAGCUCCGUCUACGACAAGAGGCAAGUGGCUGCCCGCACUUUGGGCGACCUUGUCCGCAAAUUGGGUGAGCGCGUCUUGCCCGAAAUCAUUCCUAUCUUGGAAGAUGGACUCAACUCGGACGAGCCGGACACUCGACAGGGAGUCUGUAUUGGUCUCUCUGAAAUUAUGGCGUCGACGUCCCGCGAGAUGGUCAUGACCUUCGUAGACAGCCUCGUGCCGACCGUUCGCAAGGCUCUUUGCGACCCGCUGUCCGAGGUACGCCAAGCGGCGGCCAAGACAUUCGACAGCCUUCACAGCACCGUCGGCGGCCGGGCCCUAGACGACAUUCUGCCGUUCAUGCUGGAAGCCCUCAACGAUCCCGACCAAGGAGAGAACGCGCUGGACGGCCUUCGACAAGUCAUGGCCAUCAAACCGCGCGUCGUUCUCCCGUACUUGAUCCCGCAUCUGACCGCUCCGCCGGUCAAUACCAAAGCCUUGUCGGUUCUCGCCUCGGUGGCCGGCGAUGCCCUGGCUCGCCACUUUAACCGUUUGCUACCCGCUCUUCUGGCCGCCGUCACAGCUGCCGCUGGAACGCCCGCGGAGGCACAAGAAGUCGAGUACUGCCAGGUGGUGUUGCUCUCUGUGCAGGACGAGCAAGGCAUCCGGGCCAUCAUGGACGAGCUGUUGACUUCGACCAAAUCGGACAAGUUGCCGUUGCGCCGAGCCGCCGUCUCCCUUUUGGCCGGCUUCUGCACGCACACGAAAGCCGAUUACAUCCAGUACGUACCGCAACUCCUUCGCGGUCUCAUCCACUUGCUGACGGAUAAUGAUCCUGGCGUGUUGAAUCCGGCUCUGGAGGCCCUCAACUCGGUCAUCAAGACCCUCGACGCCACUCAACAGAUGGCGCACGUCGGCGACCUUCGUCAAGCCGUUCGUUUUGCCAUGAGUGACCUCAAAGGUCAAGAAUUCCUGCCUGGCUGUUGCCUCUCCAAGGGUAUCGCGCCUUUGCUGCCCGUCUAUCGUGAGGCCAUUUUGAACGGCCCUCCCGAGAUGAAAGAACAAGCCGCCCAAGGAUUGGGAGAACUGAUUAAGUUGACAUCACCCGAAGCUCUCAAGCCGUCGGUGGUGGCCAUUACCGGACCACUUAUCCGUAUCCUUGGCGAUCGAUUUAGCGCCGGUGUCAAGGUGGCCGUCUUGGAAACGCUGGCGCUCUUGCUGGCCAAGGUGGGCGCUCUCCUCAAGCCUUUCCUGCCGCAGUUGCAGACGACAUUUGUCAAAUCGCUGAGCGAUCCCAACCGCCAGGUCCGUCUCAAGGCGGCCACGGCCCUCAGUCAUUUGAUUGUGAUUCACACUCGCGCCGACCCGCUCUUUAACGAGUUGUACACGAGCAUCAAGACGACAGACGACUCUUCCAUCAGGGAAACUUCACUGCAAGCCCUGCGCGGCGUCAUCACCCCGGCCGGCGACAAGAUGAGCGAACCCAUCCGCAAAUCCAUUUUAGCGACGCUGCAGUCGAUGCUGUCCCAUCCGGAAGACACGACCCGAUCAGCCGCCGCCGGAUGUCUGGGCGCCCUUUUCCGUCGUUUGCCAGCCGACGAACUGGAGGCCCUCGUCAACGAGUGUCUCCUCCACGACGAUCCGUCACUCGAUUGGACUUUGCGCCACGGUAAGAGCGCCGUUCUCUCCGUCGCCUUGAAGGAAGCGGCCGAGCAGGUCUACACGGCCGAAUGGCGAGACAAGUUGCAUCGCGUCUUGUUGAGCUACUUGACGGCCGAUCGAAUCCCGAUCGUAUCGAACAGCAUCCGCGCUAUCGGCUUCCUCUUUAGGCACUUGAUGACGACCACUAGCCCCGUGUCGUUCCCGGCCCAGCUCAGCCAGCCGUUCGCCAAGACGCUCAAUCAUGCCAGCAACGAGGUGAAACAGUUGGUGGCCCAGACGAGCCACUAUCUCGGCCGGCACAUUGACACGGCCCUGCCGUCCGAUUUCCUCAAAGUCCUCCUACCCCAGCUGGUGAACGGAACCAAGGAGAAGAACACGGCCGUCCGGUCGGCCUGCGAGGCCGCUUUGGUCACCAUUUUGCGUCUGCGACACAACGACGAAACCCAACAGCACUGCGUCAACUUGCUCGACCCCGGAGCUCGUGAUUCGCUCUCUGAGGUCAUCUCCAAAGUCCUGCGCAAAAUGGCCAGCCUUCCCGAAACGAAGGAAGAAGAACUGGACGCGACAUUGGUGUCGUAAACCAAAUAUAAAUUUUUUUUUUUUUGGGCGACACACGCAUCCGCAUUUCAGCUUUAUAAAAACAACAUGCACAUCUUUUCCUUUACCAACCUCCAAUCCGGGUCCAUUUUUGUAGUUUUUUUUUUUUUUUUUUUUUUUUUUUUUUUUGUUGGUUAUCAAGGCGUGCUCUCCUCUCUCCUUGAUCCCUGACUCUGUAACGGAUUGCAUUCUCCUCGCUCCUCCAUCUUUUUUUUUUUUUUUUUUUUUCUUCUUGUUCCAAAGUCUUUUGUGUGUUACAAGCACUUUGGCUAAUAAUGCGAUAGUCAUCGUCAUCGUCACGAAAAGAAAGAAGAAAAAAGGGGAAAACAUGCAAUUUUUUGUUAUUUUUUUCCCUUGGAUGAUGACGAUGGUGGUUAAGAAGAUGAAACCCCGGCAAAAAGAAAUGACGUGAGCAAAGUAUGUUGAUCGUGUUAAGCAAUUGUUUUUUGUUUUUUUUUUUUGUUUUUUGUUUUGAUGAUUACAUUUUUCUUUUCGGUGAG